Dama dama (fallow deer) is the source of this 3279-nucleotide messenger RNA. RefSeq names its product actin filament associated protein 1 like 1 (gene AFAP1L1). Bases 81 to 2372 code for a protein of 763 amino acids. Gene Ontology annotation, molecular function: SH3 domain binding. Gene Ontology annotation, cellular component: cytosol. The record is from RefSeq and is a predicted model, not a curated record. The transcript is spliced from 19 exons. NCBI's taxonomy places the organism in Eukaryota, Metazoa, Chordata, Mammalia, Artiodactyla, Cervidae.
GGGCCGGACUGGAGAGCGCCGCGCCCGCCGCUGCCAGCCCCGCCGGAGGCACCGCGCCCUGCUCCGCUAUCGCCGGCGCCAUGGACCGAGGCCGGGUGCUGGAGCAGCUCCUACCCGAGCUCGCAGGGCUGCUCAGCCUCCUGGACCACGAGUACCUCAGCGACACCACUCUGGAGAAGAAGAUGGCCGUGGCCUCCAUCCUGCAGAACCUGCAGCCCCUCCCAGCCAAAGAAGUCUCCUACCUGUACGUGAACACAGCGGAUCUCCACUCUGGGCCAAGCUUCGUGGAGUCCCUCUUUGAAGAAUUUGACUGUGACCUGAGUGGCCUUCAAGACAUGCCAGAGGAGGAGGCGGAGUCCUGCAAAGGAGCCAGUCCUGAGCCAGCCAAGAGUCCAUCUCUGAGACACACAGCUGACCUGCCUCCACCGCUCCCCAACAGGCCUCCACCUGAGGACUACUAUGAGGAGGCCCUUCCCCUGGGACCUGGCAAGUCCCCUGAGUAUAUCAGCUCCCACAAUGGCUGCAGCCCAGCCCACUCGCUUAUGGAUGGCUACUAUGAGGAUGCAGACAGCAGCUACCCCGCCACCAGGAUGAAUGGGGAGCUGAAGAAUUCUUACAAUGACUCUGACGCCAUGAGCAGCUCCUACGAGUCGUAUGAUGAGGAGGAGGAGGAAGGCAAAGGGCCACAGCCCACACACCAGUGGCCCUCAGAGGAGGCCUCCAUGCACCUGGUGAGGGACUGCAGGAUAUGUGCCUUCCUGCUGCGGAAAAAGCGCUUCGGGCAGUGGGCCAAGCAGUUGACCGUCAUCAAGGAGGACCAGCUCCUGUGUUACAAAAGCUCCAAGGACCGGCAGCCGCAUCUGAGGCUAGCGCUGGAUGUCUGCAAUGUCAUUUAUGUGCCCAAGGACAGCCGGCACAAGAGGCACGAGCUGCGCUUCUCCCAGGGGGCUACUGAAGUCCUGGUGCUGGCACUGCAGAGCCGGGAGCAGGCCGAGGAGUGGCUGAAGGUCAUCCGAGAGGUCAGCAAGCCCGUCGGGGGCACUGAGGGGGCAGAUGUGCCCAGAUCCCCAGUCCUCCUGUGCAAGGUGGACCUGGACAAGAGGCUGUCCCAAGAGAAGCAGACCUCGGAUUCUGACAGCCUAGGCAUGGGUGACAGCUGUUCCACUCUUGGCCGUGAACACGGCAAAGGGAAGAAGAGCAGCCUGUCAGAGCUGAAGGGUUCCAUGAGCAGGGCUGCAGGCCGCAAGAUCACCCGUAUCAUCAGCUUCUCUAAGAAGAAGGCACUGGCUGAUGACCUGCAGACGUCCUCUACCGAGGAGGUUCCAUGCUGUGGUUAUCUGAAUGUGCUGGUGAACCACGGAUGGAAGGAACGCUGGUGCCGCCUGAAGUGUAACACCUUGUAUUUCCACAAGGACCGCACAGACCUGCGGACCCACGUGAACGCCAUUGCCCUCCGUGGUUGUGAGGUGGCCCCAGGCUUUGGGCCCAGACACCCAUUUGCCUUCAGGAUCCUACACAACCGGCAGGAAGUUGCCAUCUUGGAGGCAAGCUGCUCAGAGGACAUGGGCCGCUGGCUUGGGCUGCUGCUAGUGGAGAUGGGAUCCAAAGUCACUCCUGAAGCUUUGCACUAUGACUAUGUGGACGUGGAGACCCUAACCAGCAUCGUCAGUGCAGGGCGCAACUCCUUCCUAUAUGCAAGAUCCUGCCAGGAUCAGUGGCCUGAGCCCCGAGUCUAUGAUGAUGUUCCUUAUGAAAAGAUGCAGGACGAGGAGCCUGAGCGUCCCUCUGGAGCCCAGGUCAAGCGCCAUGCCUCCACUUGCAGUGAGAAGUCCCAUCGGGUCGACCCACAGGUCAAAGUCAAGCGCCACGCCUCCAGUGCCCAUCAAUAUAAGUACGGUAAGAACCGAGCUGAGGAGGAUGCCAGGAGGUACCUGGUAGAAAAAGAGAAGCUGGAGAAAGAGAAAGAGACAAUCCGGACAGAGCUGACGGCACUGCGGCAGGAAAAGAGGGAACUAAAGGAAGCCAUUCGGAACAACCCAGGGGCAAAGUUAAAGGCUCUUGAAGAGGCUCUGGCCACCCUGGAAGCUCAGUGUCGGGCAAAGGAGGAGCACCGGAUAGACCUGGAGCUGCGGCUGGUGACUGUGAAGGAGCGCUUGCAGCAGUCCCUGGCAGGGGGCCCAGCCCUGGGGCUCUCCGUCAACAGCAAGAAGAAGAGUGGGGAAACUGCAAAUAAACCCCAGAACAAUGCCCCAGGGCAACCUCUCCCUGUCAAUUGUGUUUCUGAGUUACUGAAGAGGAGCCCAUCCAUCAUAAACUCCAAUCAAGGAAGGGUGCUACAAAAAGCCAAGGAAUGGGAAAUGAAGAAGACCUAGAAAGAAGAUGAGGAUUUCAUCCAAAGGAAAUAACACCUUGUCCAUCCAAGGCAAAGCCUUUUUUACAAGGAGACAUCAGAAGACUGGAAGUAGCCCAAACUCUCUGGCCAUCCCAAAGACCAGCCUUUAUUGUCUGCAUGAUUAUAGGGAAUAUGGGAAGAAAAGAAGUGGAAUAGGGAAACAGAGGGCAUCCUUAUAACUUUACAGAGGGUGGAAAUGGGGGCAGAGGGAGACAGAAAUCUCUACAGUUGUAAAGGUUUUGUUGAUUGUCUUUGCCUUCCCCUCUGAAGAAGAAAUGAAAGCACAUGUGAAUAAGCCAUUCCAUCCCCUUCUCAGCAUCCCAUUCCCAGUCCAUAGGAAAAAGGAAGGUCCUGAAGCAUCGGUGGUGCAGUACAGAGAGAUGGGACUUGAUCAUCUGACAACACCUGUGCCAAAUGGAUUCACACUGGGCAUUACUGACAAUCUCUAGGCAAAACAGGCUGAAAAAUCAAUACCAUUAUCCCUACUUGCAUGAAGUGAACAAAAACUACAGAGAUUAUGCAAAUUCUACAAUCAUUCCUCAUGACACAGAUUCUAGAAUCCCAGAUUUGAGUGUUUUCAAAUCAGAGAUCUGGCACAGAGGAGUUCAGCAGGCCAAGAAGUUCAGCAGCUGACAUAUUUUAAGCUCACAGUGCUACUCAGAAGCACAGAUUUCUAAUGUCCACAGAAUGUUGCAGGCACUGUAAGGUGGGAUCAUUUGCUAUCAAUCAAGUCCCCCACCUACUGUAUACAGCACUCAGGCUCUGGGAGCUAUGAUUAGAAACCCAGGUGAUACUCUUUAUGUCUUUAACCUUACUUUGCACUUGGAGACCCACCAGUCCGCCCUUUAAACCCUACUAUCAAGUAAACCUAUCACAUAAAACCAAAA